AUGAUUAUUACAUCUUCAGUACUUCCUGGUUGUAAUGUUACCUUCAUGAUAGACUCCGACCACUUCUCUUCAGGUGGUCAUGUCGAAGGUGUUGUUUUGACAGAAGCUAGCAUUGCUGGGUCAAAAUCUCGGACAACUGCAGCCUCAUUGUUAAGGAAUUGCUGGAUCCAAGCUUCCAAGGAACUGGGAAUAGAUGUUCUCCACGACGAAAUGUCAGAACAUCAAGAUUUGUCUGUGGAUAAGUUAAUUUGCUUAAGCAAGUUGGGAAAUAAACCCAUAUUGGCCGCGGAGGCUUCAUUUUCAGGCUUCCCUGAAUACAGCAAAUCAGAUUCUCAAAGGAAGAGAUUGGGAUCGUUUAGGAAUUGUUGUAAUUACUGCCUUCGUCUAGAAGAUGCAGUUAGGGGAGAGCUUGAAAAGCUUUUCUUAGAUGAGGUAAUCGCCAACUUGGUACUUCGCAUUUCUGUCCAUAGCAUCCAGAACAUUAAGGCCAUGUUUGGUGGGAUGGACUGGACCAAACUUUUUCAAUUAAAAUGGACUACAAUCCUAGCUAUUGUUUGGUGGGCCUAA
Molecule: messenger RNA, 567 nt
Organism: Prunus armeniaca (apricot)
Lineage: Eukaryota; Viridiplantae; Streptophyta; Magnoliopsida; Rosales; Rosaceae
Source: the annotation of a GenBank genome assembly